AUGUACGCGGCGAUACUAUGUGAACGGCAAUGGCGGUGGUGGUGGGCAGUAACGACGCGCUCCGACAUCUUAGGCGAAGGUGCAAAGUUGCACUGCCACCGGGGUGCCGAAAUGUCCACAGCCAACACGCAACCCACCGAUCUCGCAUCUGCGACACUGCACGCGACUCAAGGAGCGCCGCUCGAGCUCGACAACGAGGACGCAGACGUGAUAGCUCACACAGAGCCCCCCCAACGUGCUUAUUUAAGCUCAAAACCGAGUCCCGGUGACGUUCAGGUCAUUUACUCCAAAUCGUCGCCACCUUCGAUCACCCCGGAGACCGUACUCCAGCUGCUACUCAAGCCUGCACUCCCUCUUCCUGGCCAUUUCGACCAUCCUCAACUCGUCCAUCGGAUCACAGAAGACCUUGUUGUUAAACGCGGCAUGUUCCAUAACCCGGUUGAAGCCACGAUGAUGGAGUUUGUCCGCACCCACACCAAGAUUCCAAUUCCUACGGUGCACCUUGUGUUUACCCGCGUCGGUACCACCACCCCUACCCGCGUUACAACAUUCAUCGUCAUGGACUGUGUUCCUGGCUCGUGUCUGCAGCAAAUCUGGGGAACGCUCGACGAGCCCACCAAGACGUCAGUGCUCGCACAGAUCCAGGGCUACAUCCGCGAGUUGCGCAACAUUCCUGUCGAUAUCGACACGCCGCCUGGCCCCAUCGGCGGGGGAAUCUGCGAGGGGCGCUGGUUCUCGGAAAACGGUGCAGGCCUGUUCCCGACGCAUGAGGCUCUCGUGGCGUGGUGGAAUCGCUUCUUCUACCUCCCCGGUGAGCGGGGUUACAACGGCGUCGACGACCGGUUCCACGCGGACCAACCUCUCGUGUUCAGCCACGGCGAUCUCAAUUCACGCAACAUCAUCGUACACGAAGGCGUUGUGUGGCUCGUCGACUGGCAGCACGCGGGCUGGUACCCGUGGUACGUGGACCCCACGCAGAUCGCCACAGACUGGGGCACCAUGGAGUUCCCUACGCCGGAGGACUGGGCGCCGUCUGUGCUGCCGUUCUUCCCGGAUAGCUCGCGCGAGCUCCGGAUGUUCAAUUCCGUCGCCUACAGACUCAACUUCUACUACAUCGACGCGCGGUUCGCCGAUCGGAACUACAAUACCGCGACCCCAGCGGCUUGCGAGAAAGUAUAG
Trametes versicolor FP-101664 SS1 is the source of this 1179-nucleotide messenger RNA. RefSeq lists its product as uncharacterized. The transcript is spliced from 3 exons. The coding region runs from base 1 to 1179 and encodes 392 amino acids. The record is from RefSeq and is a predicted model, not a curated record. NCBI's taxonomy places the organism in Eukaryota, Fungi, Basidiomycota, Agaricomycetes, Polyporales, Polyporaceae.